UCAUCCUCCUGGACGUCCUGCGAUUCUCUGCCACGAUGAACCUCAAGCUCCUGUUUGUUUUCCUCUUUUUGGCAGUGCUCUUCAUGCCUGCUCAACUAAAACCUAAACACAAAAAACAUAAGGGCAAGCAUCAUGGACUUUUUGCACAUGGGCAUGGUGGACCUCCUGGUCAUCGUGUACCAAAGCACAAAAAACAUGCUAAAUUUCAAGACAUAAUUCAGGGUAAGUACAAUUUCUACAUUAUCUUUGCGCUCCUAAAUGAUGAUGACGAUGAUGAGGAGCAUGAUGAUUUAGACUGGUUUUUCGACUUUGACACAGAAGGGCAGUGUAAUCCAAACCCAUGCUUGAACAAUGGAGUAUGUAAGGAAAAGCGCAAGAACAAAUACAAAUGUGAAUGCCCCAAACCUUUCAAGGGAAGAAAGUGCGAGAAAGGUCCCAAAUAUUGUAGAAAAGGUAAAUGUGGACGUGGUGAGUGUGUAUUGACUCCAAACCCGCCGUACUAUGAGUGUAAAUGCAAGUUGCCCUUUCAACCACCACACUGCAGAUCCUUUUCAACAUGUGAGCCCAGUCCAUGUAAAAAUGGUGGAACGUGCAUCCGGGAUGGAAAUGAUUUUGACUGUCAGUGUCCUGAAGGGUACACAGGACGAUACUGUCAUGUUGGUCCAGAUGACUGCUACACAGGGGAAGGGGAGUCAUAUCGUGGCAAUGUGAGUGAGACUGAGGACGGUGAUGAAUGUCUCUACUGGAACUCUCACUUCAUCCUGGAGCACGGAUCUUCUCCUUACACCUCCUUUGAGGAUGAAGAUGGACUAGGUCCUCACAACUUCUGCAGAAACCCAGAUGGAGACACAAGGCCCUGGUGCUUCAUCAGAAGAGGUCGUAGGCUGUCGUGGGAUUACUGUAAUAUAGCAGAAUGCUCUGAGCCAACAGAUGUGAUGCCAACUCAUGCUGUCCCUCCUACACCUCAGCCCACCACUCCACAGCCAACGCCCUCUGUGCCACAGCCAAAGCCCACUGAGCCACAGCCAAAGCCCACAGAGCCACAGCCAAAACCCACGGAGCCACAGCCAAAGCCCACGGAGCCACAGCCAAAGCCCACGGAGCCACAGCCAAACCAACUACCAACAACCACUUCUGUUCCCGUCAUCGUUCCCUUGACAACUGAAGCACCUUCAAAACAGUUUGCUACCUGUGGGAUACCUCAGCCUAAGAGGAAGAGAAUAUUUCAAGGUUGGAAGGUUUCUCCUGGGAAGUUACCCUGGCAGGUGUCUGUACAAGUGAAAAACAAAGGCUCCUACCUUCCUUAUGCACACAUAUGUGGAGGUGUUCUCAUUGAGAGCUGCUGGGUCCUGACAGCGGGACACUGCCUGGAACCAGACAAGGACAUGCAAGUGGUCCUGGGGGAAAUGACACUGUUUUCACAAGAACCCACAAAACAAAUCCUGCACGUUGAAAAGGCCAUUAGACAUGAAAACUACAGAGAGACCCCUUCAACUGUUUACAAUGACAUAGCUUUGUUGAAGCUGAAAGGUACUAACGGCGUUUGUGCCAAUGAGACCCAGUACGUAAAGACGGCCUGCCUGCCUGAUGCCCAGCUGCCUGAUGGGACGGAUUGUAAAAUUUCAGGAUGGGGAGUAACUGAGAAUUCUUCUUUUGGUUCCAUCACUGCUCAAGCUGACGUAACACUGAUUAACCAGGAGAAGUGCUCUGAAAAGAACAUUUAUGGAUCAUCUCUGGACUCAAGCAUGUUCUGUGCAGGCCACCUCCAGGGAGGAGCUGAUGCCUGCCAGGGUGACUCUGGUGGACCACUGACUUGUAUGCAGAAUAAUGUGCAUGUUGUCUAUGGUUUGGUGAGCUGGGGAGAUGAAUGCGGGAAAGCAAACAAGCCUGGAGUCUAUACACGGGUCACUCAGUUCCACAACUGGAUCAAGUCAAAGAUUCAAGAAACAUCUGCAUAGGGCAGCUUUGUAAUGUAGAAGCAUGUCUGUCAGUCUAUGCAAUGUUAUGAAUGGAGAUAAACAAAAAAAAAAAAAACGAUGUAGGCUUUGUACCUGGUAUUAUGCAUUCCAGGUAUGAACUAACUGACCAAAGACACUCAUGUGACACUCGUACGUUGUUCUGUCAAUCACUACCUGUCAGUGGUGAUGACAGUUUACUGGGUUCACCACCACAGAAGCACCAAAAACCUGCACAAACUGAUGUAUUUCUGUUGUUUUGCUCAGAAUUUGUAGUGUUACAGUGGGCCACGUCAGUGGUUCAGAGUGAAGUUUAACAUCGGGCCCUCAACAAAUUAACUCAAGAAAAGAAAGUGUCUAAAAAGAAACCCUUCUCUGUAGAUUUACCAUUACUGAAGAAUUAUCACAUCCACUUGAACUGCAGAUUGUUACUGGUUUAAGGAUUUUGUGCAGUUGGCCAUUGUGUCUCAUUGUCCCAUUUUGAAGACUGAAAUCUUCACUCCCCUAACUGUCUUGGCAAUUCUUUCACAUUUGAUACACAGAAUAAAAUGCUGUCACAUGAUUGUG
This is a messenger RNA of Thalassophryne amazonica, 2522 nucleotides long. Its product is annotated as hyaluronan-binding protein 2-like. The record is from RefSeq and is a predicted model, not a curated record. The transcript is spliced from 14 exons. Bases 36 to 1958 code for a protein of 640 amino acids. Gene Ontology annotation, molecular function: serine-type endopeptidase activity; calcium ion binding. Gene Ontology annotation, biological process: proteolysis. NCBI's taxonomy places the organism in Eukaryota, Metazoa, Chordata, Actinopteri, Batrachoidiformes, Batrachoididae.